AUGUCCGAUCCUGACGAGCAAAACGCGGUAGAAGAAGAUGGGCUUGCAACAGAGACGACGCCGGUAAAGAGGGCCCACACCGCGGUGCUGCUUCUUGCCACCCUCUCGGCGACCAUCACGUACCAAGCUGGGAUGAACCCACCAGGAGGCUUCUGGCCGGACAGCCGAGACGGACACGCCGGCGGCGACCCGAUACUCCAAACUACGCACGCAAAACGCUACAAGGUCUUCUUCGCCUUCAACUCCCUCGCGCUAGUCACCUCGAUCAUUGUCAUCGCCAUGGUCCUGACGAGGCACGCGUCGAGCGCCGUCCACAGGCACCACGCGCUGGAGGUCGCCAUGGUCCUUGAUCUGCUCAGCCUCGUGGUCGCCUACGCUGUUGGGUGCGGCCGCGACAUGAACACAUCCGUCCGAGUGAUCGCCCUGGCUGGUGGCGUCCUGGUCUGCGUUGUGAUCCACAUUGUAUUUUUCACGCUCAAGACCAGGAGAGAAACACCGGAGCUGCUGAAGAAGAAGCGCAAGCUGUUGCUGCUGUUCGCCAUCCUCGUCGUCACCAUCACCUACCAGGCUGGGCUCACUCCGCCAGGGGGCUUCUGGCUCGACGACGAUGCCGAUCACCACGCCGCGGGCUACGCCGUGCUCUCCAACACCUACCCUCACCGUUAUGCGGCAUUCUUCUACUGCAACGUGGUGAGCUUCAUGUCCUCGGUGGCGAUCAUCAUCCUACUAGUGAACCCACACAUGUACGAGCUAGGCAUCAUGUGCCAGGCGCUCUACCUGUGCGCGGUAUCGGCAUUGUUUGGCCUCAUUGGGGCAUACGCCGCCGGAAGCUCUCGUCGCAUAGGAACGUCUCUCUCUGUGGUCGAACUGGCAGCCGGUGUGUUCGUCCUCAUCGUCAUGCUGCUCCUAGCACUCAAGUUUCUGAGUAGAGGCAAGAUAUUCUGCCACGGAAGCAACAAGUUGCCACCGCAACCACAGGAAGCAAGGGAAGAGGAGCCCCAGCCCAAGGAAGAAGAAGACGAUGUAACGGAGGAAGACGGCUCCGACGAGCAGACCCAGCCCAAGGAAGAAGAAGACAAUGCAACGGAGGAAGAUGACUCCGACGAGGAGACCCAGCCCCAGCCCGAGGGAGGAGGAGACCACUCUGAUGAGGAGUCCCAGACCCAGCCCCAAGAAGGUGGGGGAGACGACUCAGACGACAGAGACACUGCUAGAUACACCACGCGCAAGUACCUGAUGCUGGUGAGCAUCCUAGUGGCGAGCGUCACCUACCAAGCAGGUCUCAUCCCGCCAGGUGGGGUAUGGCCAGAUAGCGUCGACGGGCAUACGGCGGGCGACCCAGUCCUGCACGACAGCAACGAGCGCCGGUACGGCUUGUUCUUCUACAGCAACUCCGUCUCCUUCCUGGCAUCCAUCGUCGUCAUCUUCCUGCUACAGCUGGAGGAGCCGCUGUUUGCCCGGAAGGUCGGUUCCCCUUCCACAGUUGGAGGAGCCCCCACAUGUCCUAGCAAGUCCGACGAGCUGCUCCGGGUGGCGCAGUCCUACAUCCUGCUGGCCCUUCUUUUCCUGCUCAUCGCCUACGCCUCAGGCUGCAGCCGUAGGUGGGAGAUGUUCGGGUAUGUCAUCGUGCUCGCUGUCGCCGUGUUGCUCUACAUCGCCAUCCAUGUGCUGCUGUCAUGCCGUGACGAGAAACCUGCCCAGGUAACACCUCUGGCUCAGGAGGUUGAGCACGGUGGUGGUACCAGCCACUGUGCUGACGCGCUGUGCAGAUGUAAAUGCCACGAAAGAACGCAAGAGGAAAGCGAGGUCUAG
Messenger RNA from Lolium rigidum, 1812 nucleotides. RefSeq lists its product as uncharacterized. The record is from RefSeq and is a predicted model, not a curated record. The transcript has a single exon. Bases 1 to 1812 code for a protein of 603 amino acids. Lineage: Eukaryota; Viridiplantae; Streptophyta; Magnoliopsida; Poales; Poaceae.